This is a messenger RNA of Colletotrichum destructivum, 1819 nucleotides long. Its product is annotated as Putative carnosine N-methyltransferase. The record is from RefSeq and is a predicted model, not a curated record. Bases 225 to 1592 code for a protein of 455 amino acids. Gene Ontology annotation, molecular function: S-adenosylmethionine-dependent methyltransferase activity. NCBI's taxonomy places the organism in Eukaryota, Fungi, Ascomycota, Sordariomycetes, Glomerellales, Glomerellaceae. The transcript has 3 exons.
GACCAGCCGACCUCUUGCAUCUCACCUCACAAUCGCAUCUCCCGAGUAUUUACACUCUCUUCUGAGACACAGAAGCUCACGGCGAGAUUACGGCAUGCGCCUCUCUCACUCACCGUCUCUCACUUUACGGCUCCGUGGACAGUGGCUCACCCACCGACACGAGUCACACCGACUUCUCCACUCAUUCACUCGCUCCAACGGUCGUGCGAAGCAUUAAACUCACCAUGAGGCCGUGUAACCCAGCCACAUGGCUAGCCUUGAGUUUGGCCUGUGGCGUCCUCUCAACGGCGAGCGAAGCCAACGUUGACAACAACGGCCCGCUCAACAAGGUUGCUGUCGCCGAUGGGCACAGCGAGCAAGAGACUCUAGCGUCGAUGCCCGUCGACUCGUUCGUCGAGUUACACGAGGUCACCGUCACGAUUGAAGAGGCUCCGGAAAGGCCAAGCCCGCGACACGAACAGGAGAAGAAGAACCUCCUGAAGCGCAUGAGCAAGUCCCAUGGGAAGUGGGACACGAACCACCCCCGCCACCGGCUGCUGGAGGCGCUGUUCGGCUUCAGCCGGUACAAGCCCCGUCAGAUGGCCGAGCUUGACCGGUACAAGGGUCUCUACAAGCAUGUUUUCAAGGCCCAGAAAGCUGUCCUCGAGAAGACCGUCAGAUAUUCACAAAAGUUCGAGACGGCCGAGCAGCUCCUCGAUCUCAACCAAGCGCUAUGCGACGAGAUCGUUGAGACGGCCCUCGAGUUCUACGGCAUCUCGCACCAAGAGCUCGCCGACCACAGCAAGGCCAAGGACAACGCAGGCCAGGUGGCUGACCGGGUCAGCACGUCGCAAGCCUUGAAACAUUUCGUGCGUGACUGGUCCACUGCAGGCACCGGUGAACGGGACGAUGCCUUCCCAUGCAUCCUAGAUACCCUGCAGACUCUGUUCCCAGACCGGUCCUCCAGAGACAUCAAGAUCCUCUUCCCGGGCGCCGGCGUCGGACGGCUAGGUCAUGAGGUCGCCGGCCUGGGCGGGUUCGAGGUGACCGUCAACGAGUGGUCCAUGUUCAUGAACCUCGCAUACCGCUUCCUCGAAGCACAUCCGAGACCGGGCAUGAAAGCCAUCCACCCUUUCGUCGACAGCUGGUCCCACCACGCCACGACGGCCGACAUGUUCCGUGGCGUGUCAUUCCCCGACAGGGGGCUCAACGUGAGCUCCGUGCUGCUGGUCGAGGGCGACUUCACAUCGGCGUUCAAAUCGGACAAGGGGCAGUAUGACGUCAUCGUCACGCACUUCUUCAUCGACACGGCGCGCAACAUCAUGAGCUACCUCGACAGCAUCCACGCCCUGUUGAAGCCUAGGGGCUACUGGAUCAACUUCGGUCCCCUGUUGUGGGGGACGGGACCCUUUGUCCAACUCUCGCUCGACGAGAUCGUCGCCGUGGCGAAGAGCAUCGGGUUCGAAUUCGUGGACGGGAGCGAGCAGUGCGGCGAUGUGACACUGCAGGGUGAGAAAGUUCGCGGCAAGGAGGCGGUAUACGGGUUCAACGAGAAGGCCCUAAACAAGAAUGCGUACUCGGCGCAGUCCUGGGUUGCCCAGAAGGCCAGGUGAUCCUCAUGAGAGUCGGGUGUCGUUUUCGAAGCUGCAGACAAGGUUGUCCCUCUGUGUAUAAGUACAAUGAUACCACUGCGACCAAUGUAUGUCAAAGACUGUUAAAGAAGAAAACCACUCACAGCUGAGUGUGUAGUAAAUUCCAGCUGUGGUGGAAGCCAUAUCUCAGAGUAGUUUUGGACUACCUCGGUUAGAGAGUGCAAGCAGCAUAGUUCAUACGGAUGUCG